AUGGCUAAGGCAUUUGCGAAAGAAGCUGGCCUUACCUUUUUUAAGGUAUCGGGUAGUAAAAUCAAUUCUGGAUUGGUGGCUCAGCAAUUUGGGGCCAGCAAGAAUAAACUUUAUUCUCUGCUGGAAGCCGCUGCAAAAUAUUCAAAACAAAAAAAGCGAAGAGUAGUAGUGUUUAUUGACGAGAUAGACAUGAUGGACUCGGAUGCCAAACUGGCUGGAAUGAGUCUUAGUGAUCUUAGUGGGGGCGGCGUCGGCGGCACAGAAUUCAAAGAUAUAAUGGAUGGAGAUGACCACGAAAAGGCGGGGAGACUAGAAGAAAAAUACUUCAUUGGUGAACCGAAAGGAGAUGAUUUAAAAGCUAUAAUCGAUAUUUAUGUCAAAAAGCACAAGGAGAAAAUUCCUGACAACUUGGAACCAGAACUAGCGGAAAAAAUUUUUGAAAAAAUUAGAAAUAAGGGGUUUGUAGGAGCCACUAUUAACAGCAUGUUUGAAAAUCUCGAUUUUUCUCGUAAAAAAUUAAACAAGAAAAAAAAUUCAGAUAAAAGAGAAAAUGACUGGGAAGUUUUUGAAAGAGCAAUCGAACAGACAAUCGAAAUUGAGGAAACAAGUAAAAAGAAGAGAAACAACAUUUUUGAAUAUUUAUAA
Messenger RNA from Paraglomus occultum, 645 nucleotides. NCBI's taxonomy places the organism in Eukaryota, Fungi, Glomeromycota, Glomeromycetes, Paraglomerales, Paraglomeraceae. The record is from the annotation of a GenBank genome assembly.